UUGUACCCAGCCACCGGAUAAAGUGUUUACGAUGUCUUCUUGGCCAUGGCUCUUGAGAUUGAAACGUCUCUUAAUUGCAUGUUAAUUGCUCUAACCACCAGAAGAAAGAGCCAAGAACUUGCAGAUCGACGGAAGAUUCUGACACAGACACAGUGUACGAAGAAGUCACUGGAGAUUGUUAUGUAUUUUCUUCAGUUCAGUUCAGUUGUAUUCUUUUCUUUUCUGUUCUUUUCAGUAGUUCUGUGUAAACUGGACUGCAGGUUCGGGCUAAAACAGUUGCACUCAUUUGUUGGCCCAGUCGUUCUGGCUGCUCUUGAUCUUCCCAUUGUGGUUCUUCAGUUCUUCUGUUCUCCAGUUCUCCAGUUGCCCAGCUUUCGAGUUCUCAAGUUCCCGAGUGCAAGUAAGUACCCACUUGUGCCCGUACCCCGCUGUCUUCUCGGCCCCAGCCUCUGGUGAAACAGAGACAAAGACAAGUUUUUCAAGUUUUCCGACGACGGGGGCACAUGAAGUCAUUCAAGUGGAAGCAAAAGCAACGAACUGGACGGUAGUCGUGGACAGGCGAAAGGCUUGUGGUCUCUGGUCUUCGGUCUCUUGUCUUUUCUACUCCGGGCUGUCAUUCGCACUUGAAGAUCAAGUGAUAUAUGUCUGGCUGUCUGCCUAUAUGCGACGUAUGUGAGUAUGUACCAAGUAGAAUCACUGGCAGUCGUAUAUUUACACGGUAUCAGGCAAAGUCUAUGGGGAGCCAAUAAGUUUCGAUUAGAUAAGAAUCGGGUACUUGACGCACUCGCAGUCUCAGUCUUCUGUCUUCUGUCUGCUGUAAGGUGUUGUAUGUGUCGCUGCUAUUCAGAUGUUCAGUUGGUGUAAGUGAGCAAGUUAUAGACCACUUCACGUCACAGGCAUUGGGAAACUGUGAAGUGCUCUAAAUGCUACAAUAAGUUGACUAACAGUGUUCUAAAGUGGCAAGAAAAAGGGGUCAAAGGGGUGUAUUAAGUAUAGCAAAUGUAAAUAUUUUAGAUACUCCACUUGGAAGUUUAGAAUUUAAAACUCUCUGUUAUAGGAUUAUAAUAAGAUACUAAAAGCCCAAAGAAGUAUGAUAAUAUCCAUAGUCACCAGCUAGAACACUAAACUUAAUGGCCAAUGAAGUUUCAUACUUCUAAGAACUUGGGGUUAGUAACUGACCGCAUUGUAACACCUUUAAAGUUUGAAGUGACUUGCCCAGCGAUAAAGUUUGUACUCAUAUAACCUGGAUUUUGGUGUAAAUAGUUGGGCAUGCCCCCUCUUUAUCAUGGUUUUGUGUACUUUGUGUGGCUUUGGUUAGAUAUGUAAGUAUGAAUAAAAAAAGGGAACCCAACAACGAGCGACAAAAGCGGAGCACUGACCCAAUUCAAAAUUGAAAUGAAUAUUCCUAAGGCUUGUAAACGGGGCAUUGUGCCGGCGUGUUUGUACGGAUUCGCAGUCAGGUGUUAAUUAAAUUUAUUUAAACCCUCUUGAGCUAAAUCUACGAUUUCAAUGCAACGAUACGAGCCAAAUGAAGCGUGCCCAAAUGGCUUUGCCCUUUGGGGCUUGGCUUUCAGUAUGGAAAACCAAAUGCGUUGACAAUUCGAAGGGGAGCCCCAAAAACCAGAAAACUAACCACAGCGGAUUGGAUCGGUUCGGCUUGGAUGGCCAUCCAGCGCCCACAAAAAUUGUGGCCAAAUGUAAUUGCCAAAAGCACAUCAACAACUUUUAUCACAAAACCUGUCACUUGCGCCGCCGACUCUGCCAAAUGGCCUCAACAUAACUAUUGGACAUAAUUAAGCCAUCAAACCAAAAUCUUUGCCAUUUGCGUUGACAGUAACUUGUCGCUGUGUUGGACAACACAGUGCGCACUGCGAACACGGCUCGCAAAACUAAUUAAUUAAAAUGAACUACUCAAAAUGUUGGCAACACUCGGCAAUUUCGGUUUUGGCAUUUUCGGUUACGACACUUUUGGUGUGAUGAGUUUGGAUGAUUUAGGGGGAAUUAAGCGAUAAAAUCAAGCAUUACCAAAUUCAUUUGGCGUUUUUACGGUUAAAUACAAUUUUUAUCUGAUCAUGGUAUGACUUUUUGAUUACUUUCUUAUGAAUUUGUUUACAGUUUUUAAUUUUUUUAAGACAUUCAUAGGUAACUAGUUUGAAUUGGCAGAUGCCAUAACAUUCAAUUCCAAACUUAUAAACAGAAGUUGUGGCUUAUUAUAAUUUAUUACCCAGUUCAUCCCUGGGGAUCCAUGGCUACCACCAGGCUUUUCCUUUAACUACCAAACAAUACGAAGAUCCAUGGAAACCCAACAACUCCUCGACAGGAAAACCAACCAAAUAAUUCAGUCAUUGGGUAAUACUUAAACCAUGCAAUAUUGCUGGCUUCCACAGGAGCGACGUGAACCCGUUUUACGGGAAAAACCACCGGUGGUCAUCUCAAACAAGCGAUUCCAGCGCAUCCGUGCCCAUGCUACGCAAGCGGCCAAACAGGAGCAACUGCAUCAGCAGCAGCUUCGUGAUGAGGCGGAUGAGAAACUUCGAAUCGGAGGCGAGGAACUCCUGCGGAAAUUUGCUGGUCGAAAUCUCUGCAUCACGCGGGAGGAGGAGUGCGCCCGGGAACUGAAGCAACUGCAGGCUGAGCAACUGGAGGCCAAGCGUCUGGCGGAGGAGGAAAGCAAGGCAGCUCGCCUGGAGCAUCAGAAAACCAGGAAGAAGCGCAUAGAGGCUGCCCAGAAACUGCUAGAGCAACUGCGUCCUGGUCCGCGGGAAUUGCAGUGCGCGCGUCUUCAGAGCGAAGUUAUGCGAAGUGUCAAUGUCCAAAGGGAAGUGCAGGCGGAGUUCGCCAGGGUCAACCAGCAACAGAAGGAGCUGGACAGGAAGAUCUUCCAGGAGCAAGUGCUUCGGGGUUUUGAGGAGGCCCAACAGCGUCACAAGGAGCAGUGUCAACAGCUAAGUGAGCAUAAAAAGGAUUUAUUGCACUUAAUUGCGGAGAGGGAAAGGGAACGCCAGGCCACCAAAGACAAGGAAUUGGAGGAGGCGCUCAAGGAGCGGGAACGCAAUGAGCGCAUGAUGAAGGAUCAGCAGGCCAAGGAGAAGGAGCAGCAGGGCGCCAAGCAGCGCAAGAAAAAAGAUGAGGCAUUGGCCUCCUUGGUCAUGUCCGAUCAGCGCCAGAAGCGACUCCAGAUGCUGGAGGAGAUGGAGCAGGUGCGGUGCGAUAUCCACAACAAAGCCAAGGGACACUUGGAGCAGCUGAAACGGGACAGAGCAAAGGAGCGAGUGGAUCAACGUAUCCGGCGAAAUGAAAAACUGGCCAAGGAACUGGCUCCUCGCCUGCACUACAGUGCUCGGGAGGAUGAGGAGCGCCAUAAGCGCCAGCUGGAAGAGAUGCGAAAAGUUCACAGUGCCGAGCAGGCCAAAUGGAGAAAGUCCAAGGAACAGGCCAAGAACGCCCGUUUGGCUGUGCAAAGAGAGGAGGAGGAGCUGGCCAGGAAGAGCAGGCAAAAAGCAGAGCAGGAUCGCAAGCUGGCGGAGGAACUGCGCCUGCAAAACGAUCGAACCAAUGUGGAGUUUAAGCGGCAGCAACGGGAGGAGCACCUUCAAAGGAUAAGGAAACUCCGCCAGGAUCUCGACGAACAGGUUAAGAAACGCACCGAGGAGGAGACCCGUCCAGGAACCAACUACAACAGGGAGGCCCAAUUGCAGGAACUGCGCGAGGACGACUUCUUCUUCGAUUACGCCCGUCAGCUGAUGGACGAAGCCCAAGCCAAGGGAUGUCCCCUAAAACCAUUUAUUCGCGCUGUGGGUCAGUACAAAAACGAUAAUCGGAUAGGAGCAGAGAUACGAAUUCCUCGUCACAUGGUCACUCGAUUGCCCAUGGGCAGGAGAACUCAAGGAGAUAGCCAGGCGGAGGGAAAGGAAAAACCAUUGGACAAACAGGAACCCAAUUCCGAGGAGUUGAGCAAAGAGGAUAAGCUUUUGAGACAGAAAAUCAAGGAGAAUCUCAAGAAAAUCGAGGCGUUGGUUUUACAGGAGGGCAAGGAUAAAGAUGAUCAAAAGAAAUAAGCUUUUAAACUUUUAAUAAAAACUACAAGUUAAACCUGAGUAAACAGAUGCAGUCAACUUAAACCGAAAUGGUUGUAACUUAAAACACCUAACUUGACAUCAAUUGUGGUCAAAUUUUGUAGGCUGUAACUCGAAGACAAAGUAUUCGUAAGAUAUCCAUUACAAUGGCAACUGGAAACUCCUCAUCAAAAGUAUUGAAUUGCAAUUAAAGGUGCGAAAUUCAAUUCACUGCCGUUCGAUAUCCAGUGCCAUUAGUCACAUCUUUUUUUUUACUUAAUUUCUUACUUUUGUAUGAUAAUGGUAUAAACAUAAAAGUAAU
Molecule: messenger RNA, 4377 nt
Organism: Drosophila simulans
Lineage: Eukaryota; Metazoa; Arthropoda; Insecta; Diptera; Drosophilidae
Product: trichohyalin
Exons: 2
Coding region: 2364-4058 (564 amino acids)
Source: RefSeq, a predicted model, not a curated record